AAGCUUUCUCUAGUCCAACUGUGCCAAGUGGCAGGCAACUUAAGGUCUCCCUGGGAAGAGAAUCUCAGCAGAUCUUCCUCCUGUCAGUGCGGCCCAGGAAGGCCAGGCACAGGGCUCGGAGACAGGAAACUGUGACGUGUGUUCUUGGGCAGGGUCUGUGGUUUCGGAACCUUUUUCUGAAAGGGACGAGAGAGCACUCUGCAGCAUUUGCUAAUCUGAGAGGCUGGUGUGCUGGGCUGAGCUGGUCAGGAUGCAGCAGGUUCUCAUGGGCAGCAGGCUGGUCCUGGUUCUCGCCUUCGUCCUGGUUUGGGGAUCUUCGGUUCAAGGUUACCCUGCUCGGAGAGCCAGGUACCAGUGGGUACGCUGCAAUCCUGAGGGCAACUCUGCAAACUGUGUGGAGGAGAAAGGACCAAUGUUUGACCUCAUCAUGGAUGCAUCCAACAACCUCCGCCCAUCGAUGACCCAUUCUGCUUUGAUGAGAGGAUUCCCAGAUGAUAUCUUCCCUAUUUCUGAAGACAUUUCUGGGUCAGGCUCUGGUUCAGGUUCAGGCUCUGGCUCUGGGUCAGGCUCUGGCUCUGGUUCCGGCUCUGGAAGUGGCUUCCUAGCUGACCUCGAAUGGGAGUACCAGCCAGCAGAUGAAAGCGAUGCUGUCUAUUACAACUAUAGGCCUUUAGACAGGAUGCUCCAUGAGCAAAACCAAGAGCAACCAGAAGAUCUGAUUAUAUGAAAGUGACCGUUUCUGCUCCCCACAUCCACACCAAACGAUAUAGUCAGUAUACUUUGUGUAUUACAUUUAAAUGAUCAGUCUUGGGAUAAAGAGUUUUACAUGAAAUUUAAAAUACCUGGAAAUGACUCUUAAAUCCUGUCAGCUUUUCCUCGUGAAUUCUUAAGGAAUUAUGCUUAAAUGCUGUUACUGCCCUGGAAAAUAUCUGCACUUAUAUGUGUAUUGAAUAAACUUUAUGAAAUUAACUCCCACCCCAUUAUUAUACAACAGCCUUUAAAAGCCACGCUGUUUUUGAAAAAUUCAAUUUGAAUAGCAAAUUGAUGAACAAUAUUUUAUGCCAAAAGUGUUCAGGAACUCUUGACUCGUAUUGUGAAUGACUGAAAUGCUCCGUUUUAUGAUUAAAAAUAAAUAAAGUGAAACCAUGACCUCCUCCAAUGGCUACAUGGUUUAGAGUGGUGACUUCAUUGUGCUAUGGCCAUCAGAUGUGAUGGAGAAGCGGUGAAUGUGGUUUAUCAAAAAAGAUUGUGGAUCGUACAGUUAGCAGCUUAACACCUCACGUAACACAGAGUGUGGUCUCAAUGCUUCACAAUGCUUGCCCCUUUCCCCUAGAUGCCUGUUUAAUUUCAAAUGUUAACUCCAUUAAAGCAAAGA
Messenger RNA from Onychomys torridus (southern grasshopper mouse), 1375 nucleotides. It is a transcript of the gene Srgn, whose product is annotated as serglycin. NCBI's taxonomy places the organism in Eukaryota, Metazoa, Chordata, Mammalia, Rodentia, Cricetidae. Gene Ontology annotation, biological process: negative regulation of bone mineralization; secretory granule organization. The transcript has 4 exons. The record is from RefSeq and is a predicted model, not a curated record. The coding region runs from base 251 to 727 and encodes 158 amino acids. Gene Ontology annotation, cellular component: secretory granule.